AUGGGCCACACCCCUAGGGUGGAAAUAACAGCUCUUGAAGAGCCCCAGAAGGUCAGAAUGACAGCUAGAAGUGGUUCUGGGGCCGAGGCAUCGGGGCUGGUCAACACCCUCCAAGGCCAUGUCGAUGAUAUUCGCACUCUAAUACAGUGUGGUAUAUGCAUCCGUCCUCUUUACGAACCGUUUACUAUCGCCUGCGGGCACACUUUCUGCUACUCAGUUCGGGCUGUUGUGCAGAUGUUCACAGGUCGAGCUGAGCUUUUAGACAAGGGAGAAACGACCACAGAGCAUACAAAGAACCAAAGGGACGAAGCAGAAAGACUAGACCAAGAUAAGGCCAAUAAUCAUCCAACCGAAGGAGGUCUAUUCGGGGGUCUUUUCAAGCCCAAAGCUCCCCCACCCAAACCUUUCGUUGACACUGAGGACGGAGUCGUUCGAUGUCCGCUCUGCUCGUGGGAAUUAGAAGGAGACAAUUGCGCAGGAUGCGGCUAUCGAUACCGGCCGGGUUCUGAGGAGACGGAUGACAGUGACUCAGCCGACUUCAGUGAGACUGACCUAGACUCGCUGGAUGAUGAUAUGGAUGAGGAAGAGGAAGAGGGCGAGGGCGAGGGCGAGCUAGGGGGAUCUGACCACUUCGACGACAUCGACGACCAUGAUGGUGUUUGGGGAAACUUUGCGCUUCACUAUUACGGGCCUACCUUCCCUGGACGCCCUAACUGGCCCUCAGGUGCUGGCCGGCAGCUUUUCGAUCGCCUUGAAAACUUGAUGGAUGGACCUGGCAUGAUCCCAUUGGCACCGCCGGUCCCAAUGGGUCAUGGCAACUAUUUCGUUUCAGGUAACACCAAUGGGACUGAAUACGACGAAGAAGAGGAAGAGGAAGAAGGCGAAGAGGAGAAUGAGUAUGACGAGUCAGACUCAUUCAUCGAUGCUGAAAACGACCACCCGCCCACAAGUUCCUUCAUUGAAAGUGAUGCCCAUCGCCUCGGGAGUGGCGAUAUGUAUGAAUCUGAAUCAGACCGUUCCACCGGUACCGUUGUAGAUGAUGUUGAGGGUGGCCACCAUCCCAUACCGACUGGGCUUAAUUACAGAAACACCACACCUUACUUUGACGACGAGGCUUCUGAGGAAGAGGACGAAGAGGAAGUCUCAGGGGAAUCGGACGAUAGAGAGAUGGUCGAGGAAGAUUCGGAAGAUUCGGAAGAAUCUGACGAAGACGCAAUCCAGACGGCACCGCCUCGUCAAGCUCGUCUACAAUAUCCACAGCAGUCCCCCUGGUUCCAAGCCCCCAGCAAUGCUCCAUGGCUUACCGCGAGGCCUCCACCUGAAUCAAUUCCUGACUCAUCCGAGGAAGAGGAAUCUUCGCCGCCUGUUAGGCCUGCUAGAUCAACUGCGCGCCGUUCUAUCCACAAUGGGACCACUGCCCACAAUGCGAUCACCCUCGAUGAUUCCGACGAAGACCAGCCUGUCGGUCCAGUGAGAAGAACUACACAGAGGCGACGUGCUAGGUUCUCCCCAUAUUAA
Molecule: messenger RNA, 1518 nt
Organism: Penicillium expansum
Lineage: Eukaryota; Fungi; Ascomycota; Eurotiomycetes; Eurotiales; Aspergillaceae
Exons: 3
Coding region: 1-1518 (505 amino acids)
Source: RefSeq, a predicted model, not a curated record